AUCUAUAAGAGUGAUUUCGUUGAAGUUAUAUUUAUAGCAAUCGGUCCUCUUUGGACCACAUGUUAUAACCUCUUUGAUAGUUUCAUUUAAUUUAUGUUGUUACUUUGUUAGAAAAAUUUAUCUGCCUUAAAAAUGGGUAAAAAGGGGAAGAUUGGAAAACAGAGGAAGGAUAAAUAUUAUCAAUUAGCCAAGGAAACUGGUUACAGAUCACGUGCUGCUUUCAAGUUAAUUCAACUUAAUCGUAAAUUUGAGUUUCUUCAAAAAUCUCGAGUAUGUAUAGAUUUAUGUGCAGCACCUGGUGGAUGGAUGCAAGUAGCACGACAAAAUAUGCCAGUGUCAUCUAUAGUUAUUGGCGUAGAUUUGUUUCCAAUAAAACCAAUACCUGGUUGUAUAAGCUUGGUUGAAGAUAUUACAACGGACAAGUGCAGAGUAGCUAUCACUCGUGAAUUAAAGACUUGGAAAGCAGAUGUGGUUCUGAACGAUGGAGCACCUAACGUUGGAAAAAAUUGGCUCCACGACGCGUAUCAACAAGCCGUUUUAACGUUACACGCUGUUAAAGUAGCUACACAAUUUCUGAGACCUGGUGGAUGGUUUGUUACUAAAGUAUUUAGAUCAAAAGAUUAUAAUCCAUUGAUAUGGGUAUUUAAACAAUUGUUCAAGAAGGUACAUGCAACAAAACCUCAAGCUUCUCGUAGCGAAUCAGCUGAAAUUUUUGUGGUCUGUCAAUAUUAUAUUGCGCCAGACAAGAUAGAUCCUAAAUUUUUAGAUCCAAAAUACGUAUUCUCAGAAUUGCAAUUAGAACCUACAAAUAAACUCAAUGUAUUCCAUCCAGAAAAGCAGAAGAAGCAAAAGGCUGAAGGUUAUCCGGAAAAUGACUACACAUUGUAUCAUCCGGUUUCUGUAAAAGACUUUAUUAAAUAUGAAAACGGAAUAGACGCUUUGCAGAAUACAUCUGAAAUUUUAUUAGACGAUGACGAAAUCGCGAAUCACGAGAAGACAACGAAAGAAAUUAAAGAAUGUUGUAAAGAUAUUAAAGUACUCGGUCGGAAAGAUUUGCGUUUAUUACUUAAUUGGUGGAAGGCUUUAAGGGAAAUAUUUGUUGAAUCAAAAUCCGAAUCUAACGAUGUUACGGAAGAAACGACGGAAGAUUCCACAAAAUCUCUAACUCUUGAAGAACAAGAAGAUCUGGAGGAUGAAGAAAUUAUGAAGGAAAUAGAAAAAGUUCGAGAAGAGGAAGAAAGAGAAUUGAAACGGAAAAAGAAGAGGGUAAACAAAGAAAGACAAAAAUUAAACGAACGUUUGAAUCUUAAAAUGAUUCACAAGGGAGACGAGGGACCUAAAUUAGAAGGAGACGACAUGUUCAGUUUAACACAAAUUAAAACUCAUGAGGCAUUAGCAACCGUUACCGAUCAGAGUCCCGAUGUGGUAGUAGAAAGCGAUCAUGAUUCUGACGAAGAACGUAGAGGAAAACCGAAGAAGAUAACGUAUGAAAAGGAUAAGGGACAUUUAGAUAGUUCUGGAUUGUAUUACAAGUCGGAGGAUAGCGAUUCAGAAAAAUCCGACGAUGAAAGUACAAAUAGCGAAAAAUCAGGAUUAGGUUUUAGUUCAUCCGAAGACGAAGAAGGUAGGAAUGCUAAGAAGAAAAAUCGAAAAAAUACUAAAAUCGAAGACGAAGAAGAAACUAAUCCUUUGAUAACCGAUCUCGAUUACAGAGAUAAAAAAACUAAGAGAAUUCACAAAGCUCAGUUAUGGUUUGAAAAGGAUGUGUUUAAAAAUUUGGAGGAUGAGAAGGACGAGGACUUUGAAUUGGAUAAGAUGAUAGAGAAUUAUAAGAGAAAGGGUGGGAAAAUUGUGGGAGAGGAGAAGGAGCAAAUGGAGAAAGAAGAAGACGAUACUGACGCGGGAUCGAAUUAUGCGAGCGACGAUACAGACUCUAAUUACGAUGUGGAAGAGAUGAUGGCGCCGAAUAAAAAAGUAAAAAAGAUAGGUGGUAAGGAUGGAUACGAAGUGGUGUCGAAAGAGCAAAGUAAUGAAAAAUUAAAGAAGAGGAAAUUAUCGGUUCAAGAUCUGGCAUUGGGUUCUUUAAUGGUACAAUCUAAGAAGGCUCGACGAGAUUUAAUCGACGGUGCUUGGAACAGAUACGUUUUUAACGAUACUAAUUUGCCAGAUUGGUUUGUACAGGACGAGGAAAAGCAUAUGAAGAAAGAAGCUCCUGUACCGAAGGAACUGGUAGAAGAAUAUGAAAAGAGAGUAGAGGAUCUGAACGUUAGGCCGAUCAAAAAGGUUUUAGAAGCUAAGGCAAGGAAAAAGAAACGUGCGAUGCGCAAAUUAGAAAAAGCUAAGAAGAAGGUUGAAGCUUUAAUGGAGAGUACAGAAAUAAGUGAACGUGAGAAAGCGCGACAAGUUAAAGCCAUAUACAAGAAAGCUAAUAAGGAGCCAAAGAAGGAAGUAACGUAUGUAGUCGCGAAAAAACAUACUUCUCAAAAGAGAGCGGUAAGGCCCCCUGGCGUAAAAGGCAGAUACAAAAUAGUAGAUCCUAGAAUGAAGAAGGACAUGCGUGCGACCAAGGCAAAGGAAAAGACAAAAGGACGAAGUAAAAAAAAGAGUCGUGGUGGUGGAAAACCUCCCAGAGGGAAGCCUAAAGUAUCAAAAGGCAAAAAGUUUAAAUAAUGUUGUCCUUUAAUAAUUUUUCUCUUUUAUAUGGAUGUACGAAGAAAAAACAAAAAAAAAACAAAAGAACAGAAAGAAAGAAGUUCUUCGUAAUUAACCCAAACAAAUAUGAUUACAAUAAUGGACGACGCGUAUUUGUUUGUAUUGUACAGUUGUUUUUAAGAACAAGAGAAGUCAUAGACGUAUAAAAGGACGGUCUUAAAAUACGCUUGGAAGGCAAAGCGUAAUUUCAGAGUAAUAUAGACGCACAUUAUAUAUAUAUAUGUAUAUAUAAUGUUCAUAUGUACAUAUACACAUAUACAAAAUAUAUUACAUAUGUAUAUUUACAUAUAAAUCAGCGAGUGUCAACAAGUUAUGCGUAUUACGUACGAUAUGCAAAAUGUUUACUUUCAUUCCGGAUACCUACUUAACCUUAUCUUUUUUAACCUUAUCGUUCUUUGGCUCGACACAGAGAGGGGCCAGACGAGACUUCUUAAUCUGCGCGUUUUCGUUUAAUAAUUAAUUAGAUUUUUUGUAAUAUUAUAUGAUUUAAUAAUUAAUUAGAUUCUUUGUAAUAUUAUACGAUCAGGGUUGUCAACGUUUUUGUUCCUGUCCCGUCGAAGUAUACACCUAUAUUUAAUAAAUUAUAUGCCGGAGGACCGAUACUCCUGCCGGCAUUCGGUUAAAAUCCGACCUUGUUUUAUUUCAGGCAACUCUCGUAAGUACGUAUCUGCGUAUAUAACGAUUCUACGUAGAAAUAUAGGAUCAACAACAUAUCUGUAUAAUGUGUCGCGUAGACGUCAGCAUGUUUUUUCUUUCUUUUCUUUUCUCUUUUUUUUAAUUUCUUUCUCCAAAAAUCUAAGGAUCCAUCCUUGAUUCAUCGCUCUUUCAAGUUUUUGCGUUACAUUACCAACUUUUUAUAUCGCAUAUAAAAACAACUUUAAAAACGUUCGCUCGUUUACCGUCCGAACGAGUUCGAUAUUCCUAUCGAAUGGCAAUCUCGAUCGAGCAGCGAGAAUCGAAUUGCAAUUAAAAAUAAUCGAUUCAAUUAAAAGAAAUCGAAGGAACUCCGUUAAGUUGGCGUGGUGCGAUCAUUUACUACGAUAGAUCGCAUCGAACUACGUUCGAAACGACUCGAGAAAGAUUCACCGAUAACAACGCAACGACAACGACACGACGAUAUUAAGACAUGAUAUCUAAGCCACCCACCUGUCUAUCGUUGCUCGUUGCCAUUUUCAUAUUCGGCCCUCUUGUCAUCCUUUAUUCACCCCACUCAGUUUUUCUGAUCCCCUCCUUUAACCCUGCAUCCUCGAUCUUUCGCUCUUCGUCAUCCUCCACCACCCCACCUCUUCCUAGUCAACUGUUUACCCCUCUUUACCCCUCUUUACCUCUUGCUCGAUAGAGGGGGGAGAUCAUUCUAUCCCCUUCCUCCUCUUCGUUCUAUUCCUUCUCCUUCCCCUCCUCUUCCUCCUCCUUCACCACCUUCCCCCCUCCUCCUCCUCCUCCUCCUACUUCUACUACGACGGUUGCAUCGAACAUUCUGAUGCAACUGUGGCCUGCGUAGCGUCGGGACGCAGCGGUCGAUGUCAAGGACAAGGCCGAUAGGUGCUAUAACGAUUCCGCGCGACGUUCCGCGUGCGGUUCGACACGCGCGCUUUUAUAUGUUGUAUAUGUCGUAUAUAUUGUCAUUCGAGAAAGCGCCGUAGAAAUUUACCGGGCCGUCGGCCAACUGUGCGAUUCUCUUUCUCUGUCUCUCUUUCUCUUUCUCUUCUUCUUUCUCUUCUCUUUCUCUCUCUUUUUCUCGAUCGAUCUUGAACGUGUCUCUUUCUUUCUCUCACUUGUCUCUCAUUCAAGAGAUAGAGAGAGACAGAUAAGAGUCCUUGUCCUUUCUUUCUUUCGUCUUCCUUUUCUUUUAUUUCGUUUUUCGUCGUUAGGAGGACCACAUUCGUACGACGUCAAAAUCGUCACACUACUUUCCCCCUCCCCCUUCUACUUUUAGUCUCCGAACGAUAAAAUAAAUGGCUGAACUCGCGCUGUGAUGCAAUCCGCGUUGCGUCGAGACGCUGCAACGGGCAAUGUCAAGGACACGGCUGACGGCAUGCACGAGAGAGGGAAAGAGAGAGUGAACGGAUGAGUUUGUGUGUGUAUGAGAGAGAGAGAGAGAAAGUGUAUCUGUGUGUGUACGAUGCACGCAAAAUUUAUUUCUAUGGGGUUAUGUACGGUGUAGAGAAAAAGUGAACAUGCAGAGACGCAGAAAGAAAAUAGGAAUUAUGAAACAUUGAAAAGCGAUCGACAACAAGUGG
Molecule: messenger RNA, 4952 nt
Organism: Vespula vulgaris
Lineage: Eukaryota; Metazoa; Arthropoda; Insecta; Hymenoptera; Vespidae
Product: pre-rRNA 2'-O-ribose RNA methyltransferase FTSJ3
Exons: 6
Coding region: 133-2670 (845 amino acids)
Biological process (GO): maturation of LSU-rRNA from tricistronic rRNA transcript (SSU-rRNA, 5.8S rRNA, LSU-rRNA); signal transduction; maturation of 5.8S rRNA from tricistronic rRNA transcript (SSU-rRNA, 5.8S rRNA, LSU-rRNA)
Cellular component (GO): nucleus; nucleolus; preribosome, large subunit precursor
Molecular function (GO): rRNA (uridine-2'-O-ribose)-methyltransferase activity; rRNA (guanine) methyltransferase activity
Source: RefSeq, a predicted model, not a curated record